Musa acuminata AAA Group (dessert banana) is the source of this 2038-nucleotide messenger RNA. Its product is annotated as probable glucomannan 4-beta-mannosyltransferase 11. Lineage: Eukaryota; Viridiplantae; Streptophyta; Magnoliopsida; Zingiberales; Musaceae. The record is from RefSeq and is a predicted model, not a curated record. Gene Ontology annotation, cellular component: Golgi apparatus. Gene Ontology annotation, molecular function: mannan synthase activity. The coding region runs from base 165 to 1766 and encodes 533 amino acids. The transcript is spliced from 10 exons.
AUCCAUGUCGCCCUUUCUUUAAUCGACCACCUACAUGGAUCUGAAACGUGAGAAGACGAAGUAGAGAUGGGGAUCUUCACCUGCAACCGCUCCUGUAUAUAACGAGGCUCACGUUGUCUCACCACCUCGGCGUGGCAGAAGCAAGAGGAAGACGCAAGUUAGCGAUGGAAAAAGUGGUCUCGCAGCUGUACCAGGUCCUUCUCCUGUCGUGGGCGGCCCUGCCGGAGCUGCCGCUGGGCGAGCUGUGGCGGCAGUUCCGCGCGUGGGUGGCCGUGCCGCUCCUGCGGCUGGCCGUCUUCAUCUGUCUCGUCAUGUCGAUCAUGGUGCUGGUGGAGAAGGUCUCCAUGGGCCUCAUCACCCUCUACGCCAAGGUGUUCCGCCGCCGGCCGGCGCGGAUUUACAAGUGCGACCCUUUGACGGAGGACGAGGAGAUGGGCUCCCUGGCCUUCCCCAUGGUCCUGGUCCAGAUCCCGAUGUACAACGAGAAGGAGGUGUAUCAGCUGUCGAUAGGAGCGGCCUGCAACAUGGUGUGGCCGAGCGAUCGGAUCAUCAUCCAAGUGCUCGACGAUUCGACCGAUCCGCUCAUCAAGGAACUGGUGAAGAAGGAAUGCGAGAUGUGGUCCGAAAGAGGGAAGAACAUAAGGUACGAGAGGAGACAGAACAGGAACGGGUACAAAGCAGGUGCUCUGAAGGUGGGGAUGAGGUACAGCUAUGUGGAGUCCUGCGAGUACAUCGCCAUGUUCGAUGCCGACUUCCAGCCUGCACCAGACUUCCUCCUGCGAACAGUCCCCUUCCUCGUCCACAACCCCAAAAUCGCCCUCGUUCAAUCUCGGUGGAAGUUUGUGAAUGCUUCCGAGUGUUUGAUGACAAGAAUGCAGGAGAUGUCCAUGAAUUUCCACUUCAAGGUGGAGCAGGAAUCUGGUUCUACGGCGCGUGCGUUCUUCGGAUACAAUGGUACCGCUGGUGUGUGGAGAAUCAGAGCCAUUCAUGAAGCCGGAGGCUGGCAGGAUCGGACCACAGUAGAGGACAUGGAUUUGGCUGUCAGAGCAGGUCUCGCAGGCUGGAAGUUCGUGUACCUCGGCGACGUCAAGGUCAACAGUGAGCUACCGAGCACCUUCAAAGCUUACCGAUAUCAGCAGCAUCGUUGGUCUUGUGGCCCGGCGAAUCUGUUUCGGAAGAUGUUCUUGAAAGUGCUGAUGGCUGAGGGAGUUGCGAUGUCGAUGAAGUUCUAUGUGAUCUACAACUUCUUCGUGGCCCGAAGGAUCGUCUCCCACUUCGUCACCUUCUCGUUCUACUGUGUCGUAAUCCCUCUCUCCGUCUUCUUCCCCGAAGUCAUAAUCCCCAAGUGGGGCCUCAUGUACGUUCCCACAGCCAUCACCAUCAUCAAUGCAGUAGCAACACCGAGUUCCGUUCAUCUCGUAAUCUUCUGGGUGUUGUUCGAGAACGUCAUGUCCUUGCACCGAUGCAAAGCUGUUCUCAUCGGAUUGCUGGAAACAGGGAGAGUGAACGAAUGGAUAGUGACUGAGAAGCUGGGAGACACGUUGAAGACCAAAACCAACACUUGUGCCACCAAGAGAUUCCGGUUCAAGAUCAAGGAGAGAUUCAAUCUCCUGGAGAUCAUGGUUGGCAUAUAUCUGCUCGUAUGCGCAUGCUAUGAUUACGUGUAUCGGGAUGACCUCUACUGCAUCUUCAUCUUCCCACAGUCUCUUGCAUUCAUGAUAAUGGGGUUCGGAUACAUUGGAACCAUCAUUCCUGGAGACAAAUAAGACAAGUUGAUUCCGAUUCAUUUGCCAAGAAGAAUUACUUGGCCAUCGUUCCACUGAGUUGAAGCAGCAUGCAAGAGAGAAAAAGAAGAAGCAGCAGCGACGUAUGACCUGCUUCAUCACAGCAAAGAUUUAUGCCCAAGUCUUCAUGAAUAAAAGAGCACCCAUCAACCCCCAACUGUAUCUGUCUCUUUCCAUUAUUGUAGCAAGUUUUUUGUUACAUCUAGUAAUAAUAAUCAUGCAGUGGGCGCAGAAUUGCUUGUAGAGUACGUAAA